Messenger RNA from Funneliformis caledonium, 124 nucleotides. Lineage: Eukaryota; Fungi; Glomeromycota; Glomeromycetes; Glomerales; Glomeraceae. The record is from the annotation of a GenBank genome assembly.
AUGGCAAAUCCUAAUGUAGACUAUGGAAAAUGUACAGAUUGCGGAAAUGAACGAAGAAGUGUGGGAUGGUGUAACGUAUGCGAUGUAAAUGCUUUUAAGGAAAGUUUCGGAAAUUGGACAAGUG